This is a messenger RNA of Colletotrichum siamense, 495 nucleotides long. RefSeq lists its product as uncharacterized. NCBI's taxonomy places the organism in Eukaryota, Fungi, Ascomycota, Sordariomycetes, Glomerellales, Glomerellaceae. The coding region runs from base 1 to 495 and encodes 164 amino acids. The record is from RefSeq and is a predicted model, not a curated record. The transcript has a single exon.
AUGUCUUCCAUCCGCAACCUCUUCCUCGGGCUCCUCAGCCUCUCCGCCACCACUUACGCCGAGCACCUCCGCGUGGUCUGGUCCUCGGGCAGCUUCUCAACCAUCAGCGGGCCCGGCGCUGGCUCCCAGAGCGGGCACUACAGCGGCUUCGCCAUCAUCAACGACAACGGCGAUGCCAUCUACGACGACUCCACCCCGAGCGACCACUCGCCCUGCUACAACACGGGCAACGGCCGCACCUUCACCAUCGAGGGCUCCUGCUGGGACACCCCGCGCGUGUUCCACUGCAAGUCCGACUUUGGCGGCAUCCCCGAGACGUGCGACGUCAGCACCAAGGACGGCAACGAGCUCGGCAGCGGCACGCAGCAGAAGGACACCGAGUUCAUUGGGAUUUCUAUCGGCAUCGACGGCAGCUGUGUUGUCGAGUUUGACUCGGACGGACCCGGCUGCCCUGUUGAUGACGGCAACGGCCCUCUUCACGUUACCUCUGGUUAG